This is a messenger RNA of Diversispora eburnea, 741 nucleotides long. NCBI's taxonomy places the organism in Eukaryota, Fungi, Glomeromycota, Glomeromycetes, Diversisporales, Diversisporaceae. The record is from the annotation of a GenBank genome assembly.
AUGCCUAAAUCGAAGGAACAGAGAAUUAAACCUCAUUUUAAUUAUAUCAAACCUGAAACUCGAUCUCAAACUAAAAAAAAACAACAACUUUAUGAACAAAUGAAAAUACAGCAACAACUUUGUCAUCAAAUUGAACAACAACGUUAUCAACAAAAUCUACUUUAUCAACAAAAUUUACUUUAUCAACAAAAUCAACAAAAUCAACAAACACUACUUUAUCAAUAUCAGCAACAACAACAAUUAUUCUAUCAACAAAAUCAAAAUCAACAACAAUUAUUUUAUCAUCAAAGUCAGCAACAACAACAGCAUAAUCAAAAUCGACAUAAAAAACAACUUCCACCUCGCCCUUUCAGUUCUUACACUGAUGAUGAAAUCUUACUUAAAGUGAUUCUCAACUUUUAUGAAGAUGACAUGACUUCAAUUAAAAAAAUUAUUCCUUGGUUAAAUGAAAAUGAAUUAAAUGAUUUGAUCAACGACAUUCAACCACGAGACAUUUCCGAAUUAAAAUUUCCACCACAUCCAAAUAUAAAUUCGAUACCACCAGAUGAUAAAACUCCAGAAUAUAAAGAUUAUUUAUUAAAAGCACAAUGGAGUUUAAAAGAAAUAAAAAUCUAUAAAGGAAUGACGGAUAAUGGAAAAAAAGGAUUAAAAAAUUGGAGAAAGUUGAAACAAAUGUUAUAUCAAAAAGAUUUAGGAGAUAUUGUUAAACAUUUUGGAACCUUGGAUAAAAUGAAAGAUUAA